Messenger RNA from Knipowitschia caucasica, 435 nucleotides. Lineage: Eukaryota; Metazoa; Chordata; Actinopteri; Gobiiformes; Gobiidae. The record is from the annotation of a GenBank genome assembly.
AUGCGUGUUGGGAGACCAGAAGAAGAGCAAAACCCAACAACGGUGUUCGUAUGGGCGGGUAGCAGACCCAAGAGAAGACUCAAAAAACGGAAAGAGGUUCAGACACGAGACCUCUCGAGCAAUCCACAGGUCCUGCUCAGACCAGAGACCCAGCAAGUUGUGACCAGCGACAACGUGGAAAGCAAUCAUUUUCAACAGUUCACAAUCGAGAUUGUCACCUCCUGCGUGGGAAACUACACACGCCAGUACGUUUCGUUAAACGUGUUUCUCGGAUUCGUUUUGGGUUCGGUGAAGAGAUUUUCCUCUUUUGCCGCUGUCCGAUUCUUGGCGGUUCACCUCAAAGACUCUGACCUCGCGAGUCCACGUUUUUUUGCUUGGCGCUGCCGACUGGACGACCCCAAAGGAGAUAUCGACGCCGCAGUUGAAUUUAGCUAG